GCUUCCUUGCUUUUACGUUGCCCUCUCGUUUUCUUGCAUUCCUUGCUCAACAAAACCCAGAAGCGGCCUAUAGCCAAAACUAAACGUUAUUAGGGAAGAGAAAACUGGUAGAUUUAUGAUGUUGGUGCAGAGAAUCGCUUUUGUCUCUGCUGCUUCAAGAUGUGCUUCUGCUUCUCCUUGUGCUUCUCUGCUUGAAGACGGUACCACUAACAGACCCACUAGCCUUUUUUCUUUCUUCACAAAUUAUCCAAUUGCUUUUGCUUCAAUUGCUUCCCUUCAUUCUCAAACGUCUUGUUCUGCUACUAGCAUCAGUGCUAGUAGAAUAUCUAAAAAAGCAAAAAGAUAUGCUCAGGCCCAGUUCUUGAAAUCUGUGAGGGAACAAUGUAAGUAUGGUAGGCUGACUAAUUUUAACGAUGCCCUCAGCAUAUUCGAUCAAUUACUUCAAAUGGGUUCCCGGCCGUCUAUCGUGGAUUUCAAUCAGAUUUUAGGUAAAAUUGCGCACAUGAAGCGUUUUUCGGCCGUGAUUUCUUUAUAUAAGCAAAUGGGCUUGGGAGGAAUUAUGCCUGAUGUUUGUACUUUGAACAUUGUGACCAAUUGUUUUUGCAACUUGAACCGCUCGGAUUUGGCGUUUUCCUUACUGGGUAACAUUUUGAAACUUGGUUUUGAGCCGGGUUGUAGGACUUUCACUACUCUGAUUAAUGGGUUUUGUAUUGAUGGUAAAAUAGUGAAAGCGGUGGAGUUGUUCAAUGCAAUGGUGGAGAUGGAGUAUUGGCCAGAUAUGGUUACUUAUGGGACGAUAACAAAUGGGUUGUGCAAAAUGGGUGAUACUAGUGCGGCUAUUGGGAUGCUUAGGAAGAUGGAAGAAGGAGGUUGUAAGCCUGAUAAAGUUGUAUAUAGCGCUAUCAUUGAUCGUCUAUGCAAGGAUGGGAAAGUUAUUCAGGGUUUGAAUCUAUUGUUAGAAAUGAUAGGUAAAGGUAUUUCCAUAGAUGUUGUCAUCUGUAAUUCCUUGAUUCAUGGGCUAUGCAAUUCGUAUCAAUGGGAGGAAGUUUCAGGUUUUUUGAAGGAAAUGGAGAGUAGGGACGUUGUACCAGAUCUAAGAAUUAUAUGUAUGUUGACAGAGAUGCUUUGUAAAGAAGGAAUGAUUGUUGAACCGAAAUGUGUGAUUGAAGUAAUGAUUCAGAGAGGUUUGGAGCCCGAUAUAGUCACUUAUAGCACACUCAUGGAUGCAUAUUGUAUGCGGGAUCAGAUUGAUGAGGCCAGAAAAGUCUAUGAUGUGAUGGUUGAGAGGGGUUGCCAUCCCGAUGCUUGUUGCUAUAACAUCUUGAUCAAAGGAUAUUGCAGGAGUAGAAGAGUGGAUGAGGCCAUGAUUCUUAUUGAAGAAAUGUCUGUUAAGAGGCUGGUUCCUGAUUCUGUAACUUACAACACUCUUAUUGGUGGCAUGUGCCUUGUUGGGAGACUUAAAGCAGCACAAGAGCUUCUUAAUGAUAUGGAAGCUCAUGGUAAGAUUCCAGAUAUCUUUAGUUACUCCACAUUGCUGGAUAAGCUAUGCAAAAAUCAAGAUAUUGAUGAGGCUAUGAAACUUUUCAAAGCAAUUGAAAGUAAUAGGAUGGAUUCUGACAUUGUGAUUUACAGUAUAUUCAUUGAUGGUAUGUGCAAAGCUGGGAAACUCAAACUUGCAAGGGGAAUAUUUUCUGGUCUCUCGAAAAAAGGGUUAAAACCCAAUGUUAGGACCUAUACUUCAAUGAUUGAUGGACUUUGUAUGGAAGGGUUAUUGGAUGAAGCAAGGGAGUUACUCAAAAGAAUGGAUGAAAGUGACUGCCCACCAAAUAGUUUCACCUAUAAUGCAAUUAUCCGAGGAUGUCUAAGAAACAAAGAGACAUCAAGGGCAAUAGAACUUCUUCAAGUAAUGGCUGAGAGGGGUUUCACAACAGAUUCUUACACUAAUAGCAUGUUAGUAGAUUUGCUGUCUACCGAUGGUCUACACCCUUCUUCUCUUGAAAAGCCUUAGAGUUAUGUAUGAAGUCUAUCCCUGGUAUUGAACAUGAAGUUGAAGCAGCGUGCGAAAGUUGGCAGUGCAGUAAUCUUAAUGGAUUAGUUUUCUGUGAAGCAGUAGCAGGUUGCUUUUUACUCCCUAGAAGUGUCAUCUUCACAAUCUGCUACACGAAAUACCAAGGGCUUUAUCUCAAAGAUUAGGGAUACCUUAAAAAGUAUGAUUUUAUGGAAAAGCCUUGGAAAUCUUCUAGAUAAAAAAUGUUCAGGAACUUAGCUUGGAAUGAUCAAACUAAUUAGGGUAAAAGGAGCUUCAAGCACUCAGGUAAAUAUUAAUAUAGCAACACUUUCAGAGACACAUGAUAAGUUGGUGAAAGCAGUACAUCAAAGCUUCAUGGGUCUUCUUGGACCAUAGUUAUGAUCCAAUGACCUUGCGGAUCUUCCAUCCAUAAUAACAGAAGGAAACUAUAAUUUUGAAUCUAUUUUGGUA
Messenger RNA from Juglans microcarpa x Juglans regia, 2479 nucleotides. Its product is annotated as putative pentatricopeptide repeat-containing protein At1g12700, mitochondrial. The record is from RefSeq and is a predicted model, not a curated record. Lineage: Eukaryota; Viridiplantae; Streptophyta; Magnoliopsida; Fagales; Juglandaceae. Gene Ontology annotation, molecular function: protein binding. The coding region runs from base 116 to 2008 and encodes 630 amino acids. The transcript has a single exon.